AACAGUGCGCAUGCUGGCCCAAAACAAUUGAGAAAGAGCAGGUGAAUCCAGAACGGGAGCGCCUCCGAUCCUCCCCUCUUCAUCGCUCCGCUCCCCCAGCAUACCCCUCGUCCUGCUCCCGUUCAUACCUCUCCUAAUCUGAGCGAUCAGCCACACACCCCAGAUCUCGGCCGCGCGGAGCCCGUACAGGGCGCACCUCGGGAUCUCAGACCUAUUCUGCAGGAUGGAAGAGGAGAUAGACACCCCUAGAGAUACGUGCUCAAAGCCAUGUGGGCCUUUGGAGGAGUACCGCAUUCCAGAUUACAUCUUGAGACCAGAUGCCCAACAAGUAAUUGUUGAUCAUGCUCCACAGUGUCCUGUAAUAGUGUUCAUCAAUUCUAAAUCUGGCGGCCAACUUGGAAGUAGUUUGAUCAAAACAUACCGUGAACUUCUGAACGAAGCCCAGGUUAUUGAUCUCUCAGAAGAGGCUCCGGAUAAGGUUUUGCACCGUUUAUAUGUGAAUGUUGAAAGGCUCAAGAUUGAAGGCGACAUUCUUGCCGUUCAAAUUUGGAGAACCAUGAGAUUAAUUGUUGCAGGUGGCGAUGGUACAGCGAGUUGGCUGCUUGGGGUUGUCAGUGAUCUUAAGCUUUCCCACCCACCUCCAAUUGCCACCGUACCUCUGGGAACUGGAAACAACCUUCCGUUUUCAUUUGGAUGGGGAAAGAAGAAUCCUUCUACAGACCAAGAGGCUGUAAAAUCAUUCCUUGGGCUUGUGAAGCAUGCAAAAGAGAUUAAAAUAGAUAGCUGGCAUCUAAUUUUGAGGAUGCGAGCUCCAAAAGAUGGUCCGUGUGAACCCAUUGCUCCCUUAGAGCUGCCCCAUUCACUUCAUGCGUUCCACCGUGUGCCAAGUGGUGACUCCCACAAUGUGGAAGGUUACCACACAUUCCGCGGAGGAUUUUGGAAUUACUUUAGUAUGGGGAUGGAUGCAGAAGUGUCUUACGCAUUUCAUUCUGAAAGGAAGAGAAAUCCAGAGAAAUUCAAAAAUCAGCUGACAAAUCAGGGCACAUAUGCCAAGCUUGGACUUAAACAAGGAUGGUUUUGCGCUUCUCUAAGUCAUCCAUCUUCAAGGAAUAUUCCUCACUUUGCAAAGGUGAAGGUCAUGAAAAAGCCUGGUGGCCAAUGGGAAGAACUACAAAUUCAUCACAGCAUUCGAUCAAUCGUCUGUGUGAACCUACCUAGUUUUUCUGGAGGUUUGGAUCCAUGGGGCGAACCCGGCACAAGGAGAAUAAAUACGGAGUUCACGCUGCCUUACGUCGAUGAUGGCCUUAUUGAGGUUGUCGGGUUCCGCGAUGCUUGGCACGGGCUGGUUCUGUUGGCUCCUAAUGGGCACGGCCAUCGCCUUGCACAGACCCACAGGAUCCGUUUCGAGUUCCACAAAGGCGUGGUGGACCACACGUUCAUGAGGGUCGAUGGGGAACCGUGGAAGCAGCCCCUCCCAAAGGACGAUGACACUAUUGUCAUUGAGAUCUCACACCAAGGACAGGUGACCAUGCUAGCCAACGAGCCCUGCAAGUCAAAGAGCUUCAGUGACCCAUUGUUGUCACACGGCCAAGAUAGCCACCACAACGACCACAGUGACGAACACAAGAACGACGUGGAUGACGAGGAUGAGUGGGAGGAUGGCAGGAGGAAGUUUGGCGCCGCAGAUACCUUCAAGCUUCCUGAUGAGAUUGACAUUGCUCAUCUCAGCUGAGCUGCAUAUACAUUCUUAUGACAAAGACCAUAUCUUGUCGGUUCACAAUAUUUGUCCAGAAAAGUGAUAUCACUAAAUGCAAAUAACUAGAGUUUAGUGAACCAAGCGCAAAUCAGCUAUUUUUAUUUAUCAAUGCAACUUUGUAUAGAUUCAGACUCUUGAUAGAAACGUGCAAACUUAUUCCUUACAGAAUUGUACUCUGUUUUCUAUAGGUCAGUUGCUUCUUUAUAAAUUUAGAGAGCAGAUGUUGGAGCGA
Messenger RNA from Hordeum vulgare subsp. vulgare (domesticated barley), 1988 nucleotides. Its product is annotated as diacylglycerol kinase 5-like. Gene Ontology annotation, molecular function: ATP-dependent diacylglycerol kinase activity. Bases 224 to 1732 code for a protein of 502 amino acids. The record is from RefSeq and is a predicted model, not a curated record. The transcript has 13 exons. NCBI's taxonomy places the organism in Eukaryota, Viridiplantae, Streptophyta, Magnoliopsida, Poales, Poaceae.